UCUCUUUUCUCCAUGUCCUAAACCUCAGCAACACAGACCUCACGGGCUCCAUCCCACCUGAUAUUGGUAGAUCGAGUCGUCUCGUAGUUCUUGAUCUUGGGCUUAAUGAAUUGUCUGGCAUCAUCCCUCGUACCAUAGGAAACCUAACAAAGCUAGAAACCCUUUUGCUAGACUAUAAUGAUCUGUCUGGGCAAAUCCCGAAAGGUCUGCAAAACUUAAACAAUCUUAGGCACAUACACCUCGGGAUAAACGGCUUAAGUGGCCGGAUACCAGAGCAAAUUUUCAACAACACGCCUCUGUUAAAUUAUCUCAACUUUGAAAACAACAGUCUAUCAGGGCCGAUACUGCCCGGUAUUGCCUCCUGUCAUAUGCUUGAAUACCUCAGCCUGCGAUGGAAUCAACUGUCCGGUCAAGUACCUCCAACCAUGUUCAACAUGUCUAGACUACAAAAUAUGAUUCUCUCAUUCAACCUGUAUUUGACAGGACCCAUCCCAGGCAACCAAAGCUUUAGUCUACCCAUGCUGCGAAACUUCCGUAUUGGUCGAAACAAUUUCACAGGUCCAAUUCCACCAGGACUUGCAUCAUGCGAACUCCUCCAAGAACUUUCUCUAUCCGUAAACUCCUUUGUGGACUUUGUCCCAACAUGGCUUGCUAAAUUAUCUCAGCUAACUUUCCUUAGUUUAGCUGGAAAUGGCCUUGUCGGUUCAAUUCCGGGUGAGCUCAGUAAUCUCACUAUGCUCAAUGUUCUUGAACUCUCACAUGCAAAUCUAAGUGGAAAGAUUCCAGAUGAAUUAGGAGAAUUGAGUCAACUCACUAAAUUACAUCUUUCAAGUAAUCAACUAACAGGUUCUUUUCCAGCUUUAGUUGGGAACCUAACCCAACUGUCUUUACUAGCAGUAGAUUCGAACGAGUUAACUGGAUCAGUCCCAGCAAAUAUUGGGAAUCUCAUAUCCCUUAACAUUCUUAGUAUUGGAAAAAAUCACCUCACAGGGAGACUUGAUUUCUUGUCUACUCUCUCCAACUGUAAACAACUCAAAUACAUCGGCAUAGAAAUGUGUUCUUUCACCGGUAUAAUUCCUGCUUACAUUGGAAACCUCUCUAAAAAGUUAAGAAAAUUUUAUGCAUACAACAACCAUUUAACUGGCAUAAUUCCGACAACAAUAUCAAAUCUAAGUCAUCUCAGUACAGUAUCCUUUACUGGCAACCAAUUAAGUGGCACAAUCCCAGAUUCCAUUACACUAUUGGAGAAUCUCGAGUUACUAUUCCUAUCUGAAAAUAGCAUGAUUGGCCCAAUCCCAACACAAAUUGGCACCCUAACAAGAUUGCUAGAAUUAUCCUUGGAAGGCAAUAUAUUUUCUGGCCCCAUACCAAAGUUAAGAAAAUGGUGUUGGUAACCUCAGUAUGCUAGAACGCACUUCUUUUGCAGAUAACCAACUGUCUUCAACUAUACCCGAGAGCUUAUACCAUCUUAGUAACCUUCGUGUAUUACUUCUAUAUGAUAACUCCCUUAGCGGCGCAUUGCACCCUGAUCUCGGUUCCAUGAAAGCAAUAGACAUAGUAGAUAUAUCUGGUAACAACUUGGUUGGUAGCCUCCAAAAUUCAUUUGGACAGCAUGGAUUGUUAAGCUACCUUGAUCUAUCACACAAUGCGCUGCAAGGUUCAAUCCCAGACUCUUUCAAAGGAUUACUGAACCUAGGACUACUGGACCUAUCUUUUAACAACCUUUCUGGCACUAUCCCGAAGUAUUUGGCCAACUUUACUUCUCUGAGUAGCUUGAACCUCUCUUUUAAUAAGUUCCAAGGUGAGAUACCAGAUGGAGGGAUUUUCUCAAACAUCAGUGCGGAAUCUUUGAUGGGAAAUGCCGGAUUGUGUGGCGCCCCACAACUAGGAUUUUCCUCAUGCCAUUGCGAUUCUCACCCAACCAACAGGCACUUGCUAAGAUUUGUGCUGCCGACUGUCAUAAUAACAGCUGGAGUUGUAGCAAUUUUUCUUAUGCCUGAUAAUCAGGAAGAAAAAUCCAAAGCAGCCAGAUGUUACGACUUCUAUUGACAUGGCUGAUGUGAUCAGCUAUAGGUUAGUUUCCUACCAUGAUAUUGUUCGAGCAACUGAAAAUUUCAAUGAGGACAACCUUCUUGGAGUUGGAAGUUUUGGCAAAGUUUUUAAGGGCCAACUGGACAAUGGUUUGGUGGUCGCGAUAAAAGUACUCAACAUGCAAGUCGAGCAGGCUGUGAGGAGCUUUGAUGCUGAAUGUCAAGUGUUGCGGAUGGCUCGGCAUCGCAACUUAAUACGGAUAUUGAAUAGCUGUUCCAACCUGGAUUUCAGAGCACUGCUGCUCGAGUACAUGCCAAAUGGCAGCUUGGAUGCACACCUGCACACUGAAAAUAUCGAACCACUAGGAUUCAUCAAAAGAUUGGACAUUAUGCUUGGCGUGGCAGAGGCGAUGGAGUACCUGCACCAUCAUCACUGUGAAGUUGUUCUACACUGCGAUCUGAAGCCUAGCAAUGUGUUGUUCGAUGAGGAUAUUGAAGGGGCGCGUAGAGAUAAACAAAAACUUUUCCUACGUGAACUCCCAAGAUCUAGCCGAGGUAGAAGGCCACGAGGAUUACCACUAGACGCGCAGUUGCGGAUUAUC
Messenger RNA from Brachypodium distachyon (stiff brome), 2632 nucleotides. RefSeq names its product LRR receptor-like serine/threonine-protein kinase ERL2. The record is from RefSeq and is a predicted model, not a curated record. Lineage: Eukaryota; Viridiplantae; Streptophyta; Magnoliopsida; Poales; Poaceae. The transcript has a single exon. Gene Ontology annotation, molecular function: protein binding. Bases 369 to 1394 code for a protein of 341 amino acids.